CUCCCCCAACCGCCCGCCUAGCAUGGUGCGGCGGCCGCGCGCGCGGACAUGGGGGAGAAGCUGGAGCUGAGGCUCAAGUCGCCCGUGGGGGCCGAGCCCGCCGUCUACCCGUGGCCGCUACCGGUCUACGCCGGUCCUGUGGAAUCAGGCCCCAUGGAGGCUCCAUCACCUGCAGUCACGUACCGGGCCUUUGCAGAAGCAGGAUUCCCAGCCAGGCUGGAGCUCCCAGGCUGGAGCGGUUCCUGGUGGGCCUGUGGAGCGUGUCCUCAGGGGCUCGGGGACAAACAUCACGAUGCUGCUCAUGAAAUCAUCGAGACCAUCCGAUGGGUCUGUGAAGAAAUCCCGGAUCUCAAGCUCGCUAUGGAGAAUUACGUUUUAAUUGACUAUGACACCAAAAGCUUCGAGAGCAUGCAGAGGCUCUGUGACAAGUACAACCGUGCCAUCGACAGCAUCCACCAGCUGUGGAAGGGCACCACGCAGCCCAUGAAGCUGAACACGCGGCCGUCCACCGGGCUCCUGCGCCACAUCCUGCAGCAGGUCUACAACCACUCGGUGACCGACCCUGAGAAGCUCAACAACUACGAGCCCUUCUCCCCCGAGGUGUACGGGGAGACCUCCUUUGACCUGGUGGCCCAGAUGAUCGACGAGAUCAAGAUGACCGACGACGACCUGUUUGUGGACCUGGGGAGCGGUGUGGGCCAGGUUGUGCUCCAGGUCGCUGCCGCCACCAACUGCAAACAUCACUAUGGCGUCGAGAAAGCAGACAUCCCGGCCAAGUAUGCGGAGACCAUGGACCGCGAGUUCAGGAAGUGGAUGAAAUGGUAUGGAAAAAAGCAUGCAGAAUACACAUUGGAGAGAGGCGAUUUCCUCUCGGAAGAGUGGAGGGAGCGAAUUGCCAACACGAGUGUUAUAUUUGUGAAUAACUUUGCCUUUGGUCCUGAGGUGGAUCACCAGCUGAAGGAGCGGUUUGCAAACAUGAAGGAAGGUGGCAGAAUCGUGUCCUCGAAACCCUUUGCACCUCUAAACUUCAGAAUAAACAGUAGAAACUUGAGUGACAUCGGCACCAUCAUGCGUGUGGUGGAGCUGUCGCCCCUCAAGGGCUCGGUGUCGUGGACGGGGAAGCCAGUCUCGUACUACCUGCACACUAUCGACCGCACCAUACUUGAAAACUAUUUUUCUAGUCUGAAAAACCCAAAACUCAGGGAGGAACAGGAGGCAGCCCGGCGCCGCCAGCAGCGCGAGAGCAAGAGCAGCGCGGCCACGCCCACCAAGGGUCCCGAGGGCAAGGCGGCCGGCCCUGCCGAGGCCCCCAUGGACUCUGGUGCUGAGGAAGAGAAGGCGGGAGCAGCCACCGUGAAGAAGCCGUCUCCCUCCAAGGCCCGCAAGAAGAAGCUGAACAAGAAGGGGAGGAAGAUGGCCGGCCGCAAACGUGGGCGCCCCAAGAAGAUGAACACUGCGAACCCCGAGCGGAAGCCCAAGAAGAACCAAACUGCACUGGAUCUCCUGCACGCGCAGACCGUGUCUCAGACGGCGGCCUCCUCACCCCAGGAUGCCUACAGGUCCCCUCACAGCCCGUUCUACCAGCUACCUCCAAGCGUGCAGCGGCACUCCCCCAACCCGCUGCUGGUGGCGCCCACCCCGCCUGCGCUGCAGAAGCUGCUAGAGUCCUUCAGGAUCCAGUACCUGCAGUUCCUGGCAUACACGAAGACCCCCCAGUACAAGGCCAGCCUGCAGGAGCUGCUGGGCCAGGAGAAGGAGAAGAAUGCCCAGCUCCUAGGCACAGCUCAGCAGCUCCUCAGCCACUGCCAGGCCCAGAAGGAGGAGAUCAGGAGGCUGUUCCAGCAGAAAUUGGAUGAGCUGGGUGUGAAGGCGCUGACCUACAACGACCUGAUUCAAGCGCAGAAGGAGAUCUCCGCCCAUAACCAGCAGCUGCGGGAGCAGUCGGAGCAGCUGGAGCAGGACAACCGCACGCUCCGCAGUCAGAGCCUGCAGCUGCUCAAGGCUCGCUGCGAGGAGCUGCAGCUGGACUGGGCCACACUGUCCCUGGAGAAGCUGCUGAAGGAGAAGCAGGCCCUGAAGAGCCAGAUCUCGGAGAAGCAGAGGCACUGCCUGGAGCUGCAGAUCAGCAUCGUGGAGCUGGAAAAGAGCCAGCGGCAGCAGGAGCUCCUGCAGCUCAAGUCCUGCGUGCCACCGGAUGACACCCUGGCCCUGCACUUGCGCGGGAAGGGUGCCCUGGGCCGCGAGCUCGAGUCUGACGCCGGUCGGCUGCAUCUGGAGCUGGACUGCGCCAAGUUCUCGCUGCCUCACUUGAGCAGCAUGAGCCCAGAGCUCUCCAUGAAUGGCCAUGCUGCCAGCUAUGAGCUGUGCAGCGCGCUGAGCCGGCCCUCGCCCAAGCAGGACACGCCCCAGUACCUGGCCUCACCCUUAGACCAGGAGGUGGUACCCUGCACCCCUAGCCACGGCGGCCGGCCGCGCGUGGAGAAACUGUCUGGCUUGGCUGUGCCCGACUACACCAGGCUGUCCCCGGCCAAGAUCGUGCUGAGGCGGCACCUCAGCCAGGACCACACGUUGCCAGGCAGGCCAGCUGCCAGCGAGCUGCACCCGAGAGCUGAGCACACCAAGGAGAAUGGCCUUCCCUACCAGAGCCCCAGUGUGCCCAGCAGCAUGAAGCUGAGCCCCCAGGACCCGCGGCCCCCAUCCCCUGGGACCCUGCAGCUUGCUGGAGAGAAGAGCAGUGAGAAGGGCCUGAGAGAGCGUGCCUACGGCAGCGGCGGGGAGCCUAUCACCAGCCUCCCCAUCAGCAUCCCGCUCAGCACCGUGCAGCCCAACAAGCUCCCGGUCAGCAUCCCCCUGGCCAGCGUGGUGCUGCCCAGCCGCGCCGAGAGGGCGAGAAGCACCCCCAGUCCUGUGCUGCAGCCCCGAGACCCCUCGUCCACACUUGAAAAGCAUAUUGGUGCUAAUGCCCACAGUGCUGGGAGCAAAAGCCUUGCCCUGGCCCCCGCAGCAGGCUUCUCCUAUGCUGGCUCAGUGGCCAUCAGCGGGACCCUGGCAGGCAGCCCAGCCUCUCUCGCCCCUGGAGCCGAGCCAGCCACCUUGGAUGAAUCCUCCGGCUCUGGGAGUCUUUUUGCCACUGUGGGGUCCCGCAGCUCCACGCCACAGCAUCCCCUGCUGCUGGCACAGCCCCGGAACUCGCGCCCGGCCUCUCCCGCCCACCAGCUCUCCUCCAGUCCCCGGCUCGGUGGGGCUGCCCACGGCCCGCUCCCCGAGGCCAGCAAGGGGGACCUGCCCUCCGAUUCCGGCUUCUCAGAUCCGGAGAGCGAGGCCAAGAGGAGGAUCGUGUUCACCAUCGCCACCGGCGCGGGCGGUACCAAGCAGUCGCCUUCCAGCAAGCACAGCCCCCUGACCGCCAGCACCCGCGGGGAUUGUGCGCCAAGCCACGGCCAGGACAACCGCAAGCGUGGCCGGCGGAAGCGAGCGUCAACGGGGACGCCCAGCUUGACCACAGGCGUGUCCCCCAAGCGCCGAGCCCUGCCAUCUGUCGCCGGCCUCUUCACGCAGCCUUCAGGGUCUCCUCUAAACCUCAACUCCAUGGUCAAUAACAUCAACCAGCCCCUGGAGAUUACGGCCAUCUCGUCCCCUGAGACCUCCCUGAAGAGCUCCCCUGUGCCCUACCAGGACCACGAUCAGCCCCCCGUGCUCAAGAAAGAGCGGCCCCUGAGCCAGACCAAUGGGGCGCACUACUCCCCGCUCACCUCCGACGAGGAGCCAGGCUCUGAGGAUGAGCCCAGCAGCGCCCGAAUUGAGAGAAAAAUUGCAACAAUCUCCUUAGAAAGCAAAUCUCCCCCCAAAACCUUGGAAAACGGUGGUGGCGUGGCAGGAAGGAGGCCCGCGCCGGCCGGCGAGCCGGUCAACAGCAGCAAGUGGAAGUCCACCUUCUCACCCAUCUCCGACAUCGGCCUGGCCAAGGCCGCGGACAGCCCCCUGCAGGCCGGCCCCACCCUGAGCCAGAGCUCCCUGUUCGCGUUCCGGCCUGCCCUGGAGGAGACCCCCGCCGAUGCCAAGCUGGCCGCCCACCCCAGGAAAGGCUUUCCCAGCUCCCUGUCAGGGGCCGACGGACUCAGCCCCAGCACCAACCCUGCGAACGGCUGCACCUUCGGCGGGGGCCUGGCCGCCGAGCUGAGUUCACACAGCUUCAGUGAUGGUGCUUCUCUCACCCACAAGGGCCCCGAGGCGGCCGGCCUGAGCUCCCCGCUGGGCUUCCCCUCGCAGCGCGCCAAGGAGGCCUCGGACGCCAACCCUUUCCUGAGCAAGAGGCAGCUAGACGGCCUGGCCGGGCUGAAGGGCGAGGGUGGCCGCGGCAAGGAGGUUGGGGAGGGAGGCCUGCCGCUGUGCGGCCCCGCGGACAAAACCCCGCUGCCCGCUGGCAAGGCCGCCAAGGCCCGGGACCGUGAGCUCGACCUCAAGAACGGCCACAACCUCUUCAUCUCCGCGGCCACCGUGCCCCCUGGGGGCCUCCUCAGCGGCCCCGUCCUGGCCCCGGCGGCGUCCUCUGCAGGCGGGGCAGGGUCCUCCGCCCAGACGCACCGGCCCUUCCUGGGCCCGUUCCCGCCAGGGCCGCAGUUCACGCUGGGCCCCAUGGCCCUGCAGGCCAACCUGGGCUCCGUGGCCGGCUCCUCCGUGCUGCAGUCGCUCUUCAGCUCUGUGCCGGCCGCCGCCGGCCUGGUGCACGUGUCGUCCGCUGCCACCAGACUCACCAACUCGCACGCCAUGGGCAGCUUUUCCGGGGUGGCAGGCAGCACAGUUGGAGGUAGGUCGCCUUCCUCUGCAGGUGUCCUUCCCCGCCCUCUGGGCCAGGAGCUGAGCAGCUGGUCCCCACCGUCUGGGCACGGUCCGGAAUCCAGUCCUGCGGGGAGAGCGCUCCCGCUGAGUCCGUGUGUCUCGGGUUCUCUGGUUAUAACGGCGUCCCUCUCGUUUUCAGAAGGCCACGGUGCGCAGGGUCACCAGGGCAUUCCUUUCUCCCGUGGAGGUCACCUGUUAGGUGUGGCCGCCCGGGCUCUGGCAAGGCUCUGGGAGCUGGUGUUGGGUGUCUUUAACCACGCGGUGCCUUCCGCCUCUGCUCAUCCGUUUGGAGCCCGUGUCGGCCGCGGGGCUGCGUGUGGCAGUGCCACGCUGGGCCCGAGCCCGCUGCAGGCGGCGGCCAGCGCCUCGGCCUCUUCCUUUCAGGCCCCGGCCUCGGUUGAGACCCGGCCGCCCCCUCCGCCUCCGCCUCCCCCGCUGCCCCCGCCUGCGCACCUGGGCCGGCCCCCCGCGGGGCCUCCCGUCCUCCACGCUCUCUCACCUAACGCCGCCUUGCCUCCUCCCCCGACGCUGCUGGCCUCUAACCCUGAGCCCGUGCUUCUGCAGAGCCUCGCGUCCCUCCCGCCUAACCAAGUUUUCUUGCCCCCCGCCUCUGCUGCCUCUCUGCCGCCUGCUAACGCCUCUUUGUCUAUCAAGCUCACCUCCCUCCCGCACAAGGGCGCCCGCCCCUCCUUCACGGUGCACCACCAGCCCCUGCCCCGGCUGGCCCUGGCACAGGCCGCACCCGGGAUCCCGCAGGCCAGCGCCACGGGGCCGUCCGCUGUGUGGGUGUCCCUUGGCAUGCCGCCUCCUUAUGCCGCGCACCUUUCAGGGGUUAAGCCGCGAUAAAGACCUUGCUUAGCUAGCAGUGCGUAUUGUGUAAGGUAAGGCCAGAGCCCCACGCGGUGGCUCCCUCCAGACACUGAACUGUCCUUCCUUUGGCAGAGAAGACAGCCACAGGGCUCGGCAGAAGGGCCGGGGGUCCUGAGGAGGGACUGCAGGACGGGUACCGGCCGUGGCGUGGCCUGAGCGUGUUGGCUUCCAGCUGCCUGCAGCUGGGUCCCUGCGGUGAUGCCGCGGGUCCGAGGCCAGCCCUGAGGGCAGCUGUGCCAGCCCCUGUGGGUGAGGCUCACGGGUGCUGUGCCAGGGAUGGGUGCAGCCCCUCAGGGGGCUGGGAGUGGCCUCCAGGGCUCCAUCUGCACCAGGCCCAGGUCACUUGGGACAGGUGGCGUGGUGCGGUGCUGACAUCCCAUUGCAGAGGCCCUGGGAAGCCAGGUUGACAGGACGGAUGCCUCUGGUCAGGGCUGUCUGGCUGGUGGCCUCGGAUACCUCUCAUAGGGAGCCGGUGAGGCCCCUGGUAUCCCACCUGCCUGGGGGGCUGAUGGGUUCCCCCUGGGGCUGAGAGGCAAGCUCUGUGCCUUGUGUGAUGGGGCUGCCCCUGGGACACGGCUGAUGGUGGCCGCACUGCUCUGUGGCUGUGGCCGAAAGCCGAGGGCUUCCAGCCGCUCAGAUGUCGGCACCGAGGCGUACAGGCUAGUGUAGACAGCGCCCGCCUUUGCACCAGAGGAAGUGGGAGGCAGGAGUGAGUUUGUGGCCGUGAGGCCUUCAGGGAACAUCACGUCCACUCCUCCUCCGAGAGGUGGUGGAAACUGGCUGCUGACCCCCGAGGGCAGGUGGCCCUCUGUGCCCUCCCAGGACAUGGCGUGCCGGGCAACAAAGUGCAAAGGUGCCCUCUGCUUGCCCCUGACCACCUGCCUCGGGGGGCCCUGGGACGCAGGCCUUCACGGGCAAGUCCACAUCUCGCUGGGCAAGGAGAGGUGGUCUGGGAGCGGAGGCGGAGGCAGGGCCAAGUGUACUGAAGUGGAAGUAGGAGCGGGCCUGGCGGGUCAGUGCGGGCACCUGUGGGCUGGACAGGUACAGGUCUCACAGGUCCCACAGGAGAUGAGCUGCAGGUGGCUUUAGUGGGACUCGGCUGUGCGUCUCUGGAGGAAGGCCGGAGCCUGGCUGGCGUGGCCAGGGGUCGGGCUCCCUGGGCCUGCUGUGGUUGGAGGGGCUGGCGCCCUGCCCGUCACAGGUGCUGGCCCCAGGUGGCGAGUUUGCUCGUGGGAGGCCUCGGUCCCCGGCCCGGGUGAGUGUCGGGCUCCCCAGGCUUGAGGGUGACAGACUGCCCUUCCCGCUGUGCCCUCCUGCAGGUAACUAGGAUUUCUACCUCAACCGCGAGACCUAUGCAAGGACGGUGUGGACCAACUGCGCCCGCGGCCCCCGCCCGCCGGCCUCCCCCGACGGCAGAGCGAGGACGACGGGAGCUCCACUGUGAAUCGGCGGCAGCGCCAGGAGGCUGGGGCUGGUCCAGUUUGUACUGUCGAUAGUUUUAGAUAAAGUAUUUAUCGUUUUUUAAAAAGUAUAAACAAUUCUGACUUAUUUUAUUCCAUCUAAGUGGUAAAAGGCAACUUAUUGAGAAAUAUAAAUAUCUAUAUAUGAGAGCUCUAUAUAAAGACACGUGUCUGCAGGGCGGGCCCGCCAGCGGAUUCGCCGACAGCCUGCCCCGGUGCUAUCUCGUCCCCAGGCCCGCGCCUGCCUCCGCCCGCUUGGUGCUGACUAGACGCUGACGCCGCCGAACCCGGUCCUCGGAAACGCCGCCCGGCCGGCUCCCCCGACGACGCACUGCUCCCGUACCAAAGGCAGGCCCGCCGCUGCCACAUUCCUCGGAGGCCUCGCGGCCCGCGCCCCUCCCCGAGCCCCUGGCGCCUGCCUUGAGCGCUCCGCCCCCGCCCCGUCACUGUGAACCCCGGACUGUUCACCCUGCGUGGAGGGCCCGCGCCGCGUCGCUGCGAUGGUGCUGUGAGGACGGCCGGCGCCGGACAAGUGCAUUUACUUUUGUAUUUCUCGGCUUCCGUGGCUCGCCGCGCGCCCUGCGACGCGGGCAGGCCUGUCGAGGGUUCCCUGGUGUUUCUGUACAGGAGAGUCACACUAAGGAGUGGCAGUAUUUUAUAGAGAUGUGAUAAGAAUUUAUAAAUUUCAUAGAUUUGACAGCUUUUAUUUUUAGACGGUAUAAUGCACAGUGAAGAGGAAAGAAAGGCGAGGGGAAAACCUUAUUUAUUCAGAGUGUACAAAAUGGCCGCAGGGUCAGCCCCCCCCCACCACCACCACUCAAGUUGCAGCCCACUGUGGUCCAGACAGCCGCCUGAGCUUCUGCCUGGCCCACGUCCCUUCCUGUCAGGGUCCUGCCUGGCACCCGGCCCUCCAAGUGGGUGUGCCGGGGCCGGGGUGUGCUGCUGAAGCCUGGCCUCUCCGGCCCUAGGCCCUGGGAUGACAUCUGUCCCCCAUUCUGCAGUCUUGGGGGUGCCUGGGACUGGGUGUGGAAGCAGAGGGCGAGGCCAGGCUGUGGCGGGCGGGCAGAGCCACUCAGGUGCUUGUGGAGCCCCGAGCGGUCAGUGCCUGGCCUGUCCGGCAGUGCCGUCUCCACGCACUCCCUGGAGGGUGGGAUGUGGGAGCCCUAGCUCCCUGCACACAGGACCCAGGCUGUCACACCCGUUGAGCCCACCUCCUCAAGUUGCUGCUGUGAGAGGACAAAGGGCAGCCCUUCCCCAGGUGUCACAGAACCACCCUCCAGGGAGCUGCCAGCCCUGCAUUCUGGUCCCCACCACGUCUUCCUACCACGUGGCCUCCGGAGAGGGAGCCACGGAGGAAAGCCUCCUGUGGUUGCUGGGUGGGGGCAGUCCUGUGUGGGAGGGCCUGGAAGACCCCUGCUUGUGUCUGCUGGGGGGGUGCUGCCUCCCUCUGGCCCCCAACAACCUGUCUCUCAGACCCCUGGCCCCCCAACAUAGCUGAGUUUUGCAGAUGGUGCUCCAAACCCGUCCUUCCCACCCCCACGUUGGUGCUCUCAGCUUGAAGGUGCUGUGCCUCUGCCCGAGCCCAGCCUUCAGGACAGGUAGCCCGCUCCGUGCCGCCACCGGCCGGAAAUGCUCCAGGGUUGACGGCAGAGAAGGCAUGGAGUCCCCUGGUCUAGAACAAGACAGACUCUUGAAACACUGUAUCACUUCUGCCUCCCCCCAGGGGAUAGUGGCUGCCGGGAUGCCACUGUGGCUCCUGCCCACGUACACCACCGCGUGUUCAGGACACGCACUGGGUCUCGGAGCCACUGGCCCAGGCAGAAGUCUCCUUGAGCCCCCUGGGGCACAUGUGAACUAGCGUACUGCUGCCCGCAGACGCCCUCCCGUUCUGAGCCCUGGGCCAUGUCCUCCUCAGACACUCCCAGACGGGGGUUGGUGGCGGUUGACAGUGGAAGCUCCUGCUGGUGCAUGGCCUGAGCUUCCAUGGGCAGCCGGCGGGGACCUGCUGCUGCUGACCAUGGGCGGGCGGCGCCUGGGAGCGGCUGUUGCUCAGGAAUUGAUAGGAACCCUGAUGACUACGACGCCCCCGCCUUGGCCCGUGAGGCACGCUCGGUGACUUAUUUAAGACUUGCCCCUUAAUUUAUCCGCCCCAGGAUGCGUCAGUCUGUUCAGUGGUCAGCAGGGCCCCCUCCCCCGUCAUCAGUGGUCAGCCCCCCACGCGCUGCUGCUCUGUGUCGGCCCUUGUCUGUUGCCCUCGGGAGGCUCUGCUGUCUUCUUGGUGAACUGUGUUUGGAUUGCGCACAUUGUCACGGUCUGCCCCUGGGCUGUGGGCGCCCCUUCCUCUGGGCACCCCUGCAUUCUGCUUCCCCAUCUCUAGACGCUGUAAUAAACAGACCAUUUCCACUUGGA
Saimiri boliviensis boliviensis (Bolivian squirrel monkey) is the source of this 9578-nucleotide messenger RNA. It is a transcript of the gene DOT1L, whose product is annotated as DOT1 like histone lysine methyltransferase. Gene Ontology annotation, molecular function: histone H3K79 methyltransferase activity. Gene Ontology annotation, biological process: DNA repair; DNA damage checkpoint signaling; regulation of transcription regulatory region DNA binding. Gene Ontology annotation, cellular component: nucleus. NCBI's taxonomy places the organism in Eukaryota, Metazoa, Chordata, Mammalia, Primates, Cebidae. The record is from RefSeq and is a predicted model, not a curated record.